Molecule: messenger RNA, 1655 nt
Organism: Euleptes europaea (tarantolino)
Lineage: Eukaryota; Metazoa; Chordata; Lepidosauria; Squamata; Sphaerodactylidae
Gene: RFT1
Product: RFT1 homolog
Exons: 13
Coding region: 33-1655 (540 amino acids)
Biological process (GO): dolichol-linked oligosaccharide biosynthetic process; glycolipid translocation
Cellular component (GO): endoplasmic reticulum membrane
Source: RefSeq, a predicted model, not a curated record
GAGCUCCCUUCUCGGGCAGGGAGGCGGCGAAGAUGGGCUCUCAGGACGUGCUCAGGGAGACCACCCGGCUGGCCUCCUCCAGCGCCCUCUUGCAGAUAUUUUUCAGGGUGAUUACCUUUGGCUUAAAUGCUUUUACUCUGCGAUAUGUUUCAAAGGAAAUCAUUGGCCUGGUGAAUGUAAGGCUAACACUGCUUUAUUCUACAGUUGUUUUCUUAGCCAGGGAGGCAUUCCGCAGAGCUUGUCUGAGUGGAAGUACAAGGAGGAACUGGACCAAAACUUUUAACCUUUUGUGGCUAACAGUUCCCUUGGGUAUAUGUUGGUCUGUAUUCCUAGGCUGGGUCUGGCUAGAUAUGCUUGAAAUUCCUGAUGGAAAUGCUGUUCCUCACUACCAGUUUGGAGUUAUUGCCUUUGGACUUUCUGCUGUGGUUGAACUCCUAGGCGAACCUUUUUGGGUUUUAGCCCAGGUACAUUUAUUUGUAAAACUGAAGGUAAUUGCUGAAAGUCUCUCAGUCAUUUGCAAAUGUAUUUUAACAGUUAUUCUAGUAGUUCUAUACCCUCAUUGGGGACUUUACAUCUUUUCCCUGGCCCAGCUUUUAUAUACCAGCGUUUUGGUGUUAUGCUACGUAGUGUAUUUCAUGAACUUUUUGGGUUCUCCUGAAGCAACCAAAAAAUCAUUUCCAGUUACCAGAAUGACAUCUAUUUUACCUACUUUGGUGCACGGUGAAGAACUUGUUAACUGGAAAGAAGCUAGAUUGACCUGGAGUUUUUUUAAACAGUCAUUCCUUAAACAAAUUUUAACAGAGGGUGAAAGAUAUGUGAUGACGUUCCUGAAUGUGCUAAAUUUUGGAGACCAGGGUGUAUAUGAUAUAGUGAAUAAUCUUGGAUCUCUGACAGCUAGAUUUGUAUUUUUGCCUAUAGAGGAGAGUUUUUAUGUUUAUUUUGCUAAAGUUUUGGAACGUGGGAAGGAUAUCAAGUUGCAAAAACAGGAUGAUAUCUCUAUGGCAGCAGCUGUCCUAGAAUUACUGUUGAAACUAGUGCUUCUGAUUGGCCUAACCAUUACCAUUUUUGGUUAUGCCUAUUCCCAGUUGGCUUUGGAUCUUUAUGGAGGUUCAAUGCUCAGUUUGGGAUCAGGGCCAAGUCUCCUGCGUUGCUAUAGCCUAUAUGUCUUACUGCUUGCUGUUAAUGGGGUAACAGAAUGUUUUGCAUUUGCUUCAAUGUGUAAAGAAGAAGUAGACAGGUACAAUUUUGUCAUGCUUGCUUUGUCCUUCCUAUUUUUGUGCAUGUCCUAUUUCUUGACCCACUGGCAAGGCAGCAUAGGUUUCAUCCUGGCAAACUGCUUCAACAUGGGAAUCCGAAUAACACACAGUGUCCACUACAUCUACAGAUAUUUUGUAGAGAGCCCUUACAGACCUUUAAAGGGCCUGCUUAUUUCACCAUCGCUGAUUUUUGUUUAUGUUGUCAGUGGGGUGGUCACAACUAUAUCAGAGGUAUUCCUGUGCUGUGAUAAGGGCUGGAUGGCCAGGCUAAGUCAUGUAGCUGUGGGAGCGCUGUGCUUCAUUGCAACUCUGGCUACCAUAUUUUUCACCGAGACCAAGCUGAUCCAUUUUGUCAAGACACACUUUUUAUCAAAAUAUAUCAAAGAAGAAAUAAAAUGA